This is a messenger RNA of Manacus vitellinus (golden-collared manakin), 1470 nucleotides long. RefSeq names its product zinc finger protein 385C (gene ZNF385C). The coding region runs from base 1 to 1470 and encodes 489 amino acids. The record is from RefSeq and is a predicted model, not a curated record. NCBI's taxonomy places the organism in Eukaryota, Metazoa, Chordata, Aves, Passeriformes, Pipridae. The transcript has 9 exons. Gene Ontology annotation, molecular function: zinc ion binding; nucleic acid binding. Gene Ontology annotation, cellular component: nucleus.
AUGAAGCGACCCCUGAGCCCAUCCCACAGCCCCGAGAGCGCGGUGCGGCUGGCAGAGGUGGCCAGCUGCCCCCCCAGCCAGCCCGAGCAGCGCAUGAAGCGGGAGAAGAAGCACCAGUCGUUCACACUCUGCGAGGUCUGCAACAUCCAGCUCAACUCGGCCGCGCAGGCUCAGAUCCACUACAACGGCAAGUCCCACCAGAAGCGCCUCAAGCAGCUCAACAAGGGGAAGAUGCCAGCAGCCCAAGGUCCCUCCGGACACAGCAGCCCCCUCUUAGCAUCAUUGCCCAUCCCUGGACGGCCCCUUCACCCCCCCUUGGACAUCAAGCACUUUCUGACCUUCAGGCUCAACGGGACAUCACCGCUCAACCUGUUCCCCAACUUCAACACGAUGGACCCGGUGCAGAAGGCAGUGAUCAGCCACACCUUUGGCGUGCCGGCCCCACUCAAGAAGAAGCAGUUCAUAUCCUGCAACAUCUGCCACCUACGCUUCAACUCUGCGAACCAGGCAGAAGCCCACUACAAGGGGCACAAGCACGCGCGGAGGCUGAAGGCCAUCGAGGCCAUGAAGAACAAGCAGAAGGUGGCGGGGGCUGCAGCGGGGACCCCCAGCCAGGACAGUGCAGCCGACCUGUCCCCCAUCCCCGAGGGCAGUGGGGAGCCCGGCAGCACAGCUGAUGCCAGCAGCCCACAGGAGCCAGAGGGUGAGGGCAGCAGCCUGGGGCUGGCGCCUAGCACCGAGGAAUCACCCACGGAUCUGCCAGGCAGCAUCGCCCCGCUGGGCUCCCCACCGGCCUCUGAGCUCUCAGAGGGCACCUCUGAUGCCACCAGCGUGGCCUCCUCAUCCGCCCAGGCAGCCGAGGCACAGGCUGCUGAGUCGGGUGGCAGCGUCAGCUCAGCCCCUGAGAGCGAGAAGGAGGGGAAGAAGAGCAAACAGCACCUGUACUGUCCCACCUGCAAAGUGACUGUCAACUCCCUGUCCCAGCUGGAGGCUCACAACACCGGCGCCAAGCACAAGUCGAUGCUGGAAGGUCACGGCACCCAGCUGCGGCGAGGCCGGGGCAAGCUGCUCUCCCGGGCAGGGCACAAGUCCAAGCGGAUCGGGAACAAGGGCAGCAUCAACAUCCAGAACAAGGCGUUUCACUGCCAAGUGUGUGAGAUCUACGUGAACUCGGAGACUCAGCUCAAGCAGCACAUGAGCAGCCGGCGACACAAAGACAGGCUGGCGGGGAAGCCGCCCAAGCCUAAGUACAGCCCCUACAACAAGCUGCAGAAGAACGCUGCCCUCGCAGUGAGUAUUCUCAAGUCCAAGCUGGCUUUGCAGAAGCACCUCACCAAAACCCUGGCGACCCGCUUCCUGCCGAGCCCAGACAGGAGAGUGAUGGAGCCCCUGGGAAUGGAUUCACCUGCCCAGGGCAUCUCUGCCUCAGGGAAGGAGAAGAGUGGAGACAGGACACUGGGAGAAGAGUGA